Messenger RNA from Eupeodes corollae, 7960 nucleotides. Its product is annotated as serine-rich adhesin for platelets. The coding region runs from base 1601 to 4900 and encodes 1099 amino acids. Gene Ontology annotation, molecular function: growth factor activity. Lineage: Eukaryota; Metazoa; Arthropoda; Insecta; Diptera; Syrphidae. The transcript is spliced from 7 exons. The record is from RefSeq and is a predicted model, not a curated record.
ACAAACAACAACAAAAUUGGAUUUCGCUGUCGGGCAGGGGGAUUCCGUACCGACGACCGUCGAUUGUCGACAACCAUAAUAAUUUUCAUUUUCCAGUUUAUUGUUAUUGUUGAGUUCUUCUCCUUAGAACAAUAAUUCUUUCCGUUUUCAUAGUUUUAUUUUGUAUGUUUCUCGAAGAGAAGAAGAAAACGAGAAAAAUCAAUGACGGCACAAAAAGUAGUGUGAACUCGGUUCAAAUCGGAAUUAAUGGAAUACUCCCCUUGCCCUCCUUUGCCUUCCUCCUCCUCCUCCAUCAGCUAAGGGUUGAUUUUUCUUCUUUUUUUUGAUAGUUUUUGUAUUCUGAUGGAUUUUUCUCAAAAGAGCAAAACCAAAAGUGGAUACCUUUUCGAUAUACUAUGCGAUGGAGCGGUUUGGAGGGGUUAGUUUUGUUCGGGGCGUUGUAAAGUGAUUAUGACACACAAUACGAGUACAUAAACUAUAAUGCGGAACCGGUCACAGUCGCAGGCUCACAGGACCAGGAAACUGCUGCAUAAUUUCCGUUUUUGGCCGGUCUUCUUCUUAAGUUUCAUGAUAAUGAUGAUGAUGGUGAUGGGAAUCCAGAACUAGAACCAAAACUAAGGACACAUAUAGCUAGAAACAGUGCCAGGCCAGGCCAGCACAUAAAUAAGCACAAAAGCUAGAACAGAGAAGGAUACUCGGUGUGAUGUUUGUGUUCGUUAGUUUUGUGGGUCAAUUACGUGAAUCGAAUUGAUUUGUGGUGUUUUAACGUGUGUGUGCUUGUGAAAUAUUUAUGUAAAUAUAAUUCUACUUAAUCUCGUCAUAAUUUUAAUUUGGAAAACAAAAAUCAAACGAAUCGAAAAGGAGGAAAUCAGAAAAGAAAAUAUAGUAUUUGUUGGAUAGUUUAACUUUGAAUAAAAAUAAAAGAGUUCUUCUAACAAAUAAAACAAAAUUUAAACUUUAUCACUAAGGAUUAAAUAAUUUACACCGUAGAAAAAAAAAAUAAAUAAUUAAAAACAUAUUUUGCUCAUAAAUUAAUUUUCGAAAUAAGAAUAAAAAAUGCAAAAUACAAUUCAAUUAAUUUGUUUAUCCUAAGUGGAUUAUAAUAAUAUACAAAGUAAAUACAUAAUAAUAAUGAUCAAUUAUAAUGAAUGAGUGAUUUUGUGUGCGUGUUUUAAAUAUAAUCUCGUUACUUUUAUCCAUUUAUAAUCGAAAUUAUGCUAUCGACAUCCUACUUUUAAUGUAAAUCAAUAUAGGAUAUGUUUUAAUCGAAUUAUUCCACUAAAAAAAUCAAAAAUAAAAACAAAAUAAUCGAAUCUCAAACUAAAGCAACAACAAACAAAAACAAAACGCGUUAAAAAAGUGUUCAUAUAUAUUAUAAUUUCAAUUUAGAAACAGAAUUUAAAAUAAGUUAAAAAAAAAAAACAUAAUUAGUAAAAUAAUCGAAAUAAUCAUCUAUUAAUAAAUAAAAUUAAAUACAAACAUAAUAAUUAUAUUUAAAUACAUUUUAAACGUUGUGUAUAAAUGGACGCUUACGAAACACCGUAACCGAAUGCGAAUACAUAUGCAAAAUAAAUGGGUACAAUGAGGCCAAAUAAAUACGAUGUUACCACAGCUUACGGUCUAUGCCAAGAUUAUUUACCUCCUGAUGGUGGUGAUUUCGGGUGCAUUAUGUACAGCACAAGAUUAUGUAAUAAUGUCACAGUGUGCACACAACAAAGCCAUAUACCUAGCUCCAGAAGGAAAAGUUUCUGUCACAGACAUUCCAAUGACACAAAAUAUAACGAUAGCCGGCACAACAGACUUUUGGUCCACGCAAGUGUUCAAAAUAACGCUGUACGCAAAAAAGACACAAAUGUAUCUUUGUUUCAACAGCAAUUGGAAACUUGUUGGAAUGAGAAAACUACAAGAAACCUGCUACUUCAACGAGUCCAUUGUUCACGGUUAUUUCGAAUAUCGAUCGGCUGUCGAUCCAAACCGCCGCGUCGGUUUCACACACCGAGGUAAAGCAAUUGGACCAAAAAAGAAUGUCACAGAUGCCUGUUAUUUCUUUACGAAAAUUGAAGCCGAUCGAUUUUUUCAUCAAUAUCCAAAUGGCUUCAACCCACAUCACCAUCACCACACAUUACCAUCAUCAUCCACAUCAUCUUCUUCUUCUUCAUCAUCAGCAUUUUCUUCCUCUUAUAAGAGACUGCCUAAGUCUGGUAAGUCUGCAUCAGGUAAACUAACAUCAACACCAACAUCACCAUCCUCUUCAUCAGCUUCAGCAUCAGCAUCAUUAUCAUCACCGUCAAAAGCUAGUAGCCUAGUGGGUGGAGGAAGUUUAGCAUCAUCAGUGUCAGUUAGCUCAUCAGAAGGACGUGGACAGUCAUCAUUGCCACGCGGCAGGAAUCGCGUGGUAACUGGAAGCGGAGAAGGAGCUGCCCGGAACCGUGGCAGUGCCACCGUCACUCGAAAACCAAACGGCCAUAAUAGCAACCUAAGUAAUAGCAGUACCAGUAAUAGUCGUAGAGGAAAUAAUAAUUUAAGUAGCACUAAUAUAAAUCAUAGAAAUCAUCAUAACCACAACAACAGCCACAACAACAAUGUACAGCAACAGCCAGCCACACAGUUACACAACAUACAUCAGCAUCCACAAUCGGCACAGCACCAUCAAGUACGUCAUCAUCAUAACGAUCCUAAUUUCAUUGCUCGGCGUCAGCAAUAUCAGCGCGACCACAAAAUCCAACGAUUACGCAAUCAUCAGCAACAGCAAUCAACGAAUAGCAUGCAACGAAUGACGUCCGAUGGUGACGUGUCAUUGCCAUUACCAAUGUCUUCACCGAUGUCACCGGUGCUAUCGUCAGUAUCCUCGCUGUCACUAUCGAUGGCUGGUUCAUCGCCAGUCGGUGCUUUUGUGUUGCCGCCACCAACAUUAGCUAGUGACGAUGUUGCUGUUUCGGUAUCAGCUUCAGCAAUGCCAAGUCGUCGCAAGGUGAGACGAAAAAAAAUUAACAGCAAGCACCGUCAAGCGCAGCAAGUGACAAAUGCAAAAGACCCAAAACAUAGACGUGCCUCGAAACAGAAACAACAGAAAUCGUUGAGCAUGAGCAGUUCAUCGACAACGCCAACAGCCAGUUCCAGUACAGAAGAUAAUCUGCUGUCAUCUGAUUCAUCUUCUUCAUUGUCAUCGGCGUCACCUCAAAUGGUUGAGGAAUUGGUGUCGCCAUCGAUGUCAUCUGCCGGCGGCAAUGUACCAUCAUCAUCGACAGUCCUAGCAUCUACAACUUAUACCUCAUACUCAUCGCCAUCGUCCGAUGAACCAGUUUCAUCAAGUGAAACUUCACCAACGUCACUUUCCGAUGAAUUGCUGUUAUCAUCAUCAACAUCCAUUAAUCCGUCUCCCUCAACCCUUUCCGAAUCGUUUCCAUCAUCAACCUCCGUUUAUCCACGGUCUACCAGCAUUUCACUAGAUGAGCCAUCAUCAUUGUCAUUCGAUGAACUAUUGCCAACACCACAAUUGGGCGAUGAACUGAUGGCGAUGAUGAUGGAGCCCAUUGGCAAUGACAGAACUGGUGGCACUUCUUCUACCUCGACCGAUGAUUACAGCAGUAGUAGUAGUAGUAGCAGUUUUAGUACUGAUUCCAGUGGCAGCAGCAGCACUACCAGUGACGCAACUAGUGAAAGUAGUAGCAGUAGUACAAUCGAUAGCGCGGACCUAAGUAGCUACCGCAACCACAACGAUCAAUACUCGAAUGACGAGGCAAGUUCAAUGCCUGUCUUGCCAAACAAUUUGGAUAAUAGUAUGACUGAAUACCUAUAUAGUACUAGUAGUAGUAAUAGGCAUAGAAAUAUAAACAAUAGUAAUUUUAAAAAGUAUUACCACAAUGGCAACAUGGGCAUUGAGAAACUUAGUCGCAGUAGUAAAAAGUUACCCACAAUUUUUAACAAUAUCAACAUCAGUAAUAAUAACAACCCUGGUAACGUAACCAGUGCUGGCUCCUCCGUCGGCUUCAGCGGCAGCAGUGUUACAUCUACAAUUUUGGAAACAACAGCAGCAACAAAAAAAUCAACAACAACAACAAAUCAUAGAAAUAAUUAUAAUAUUAGUAGUUAUUUAAAUAUAAACAAUAAUAGUAGUAGAAAUAGUGGUAGUAGGAAAACAAAUAACAAACAAAAUGUUGAUAGAUUCUCAUCUACAACUGAACAAACAACAACAACAACAACAAAACCAACUUUAACGACUAUUAGCAACAAUUUUGAUGAAAAUGUUACUCUAAGUACUAACAAUAAUAAUCAACAUAGCAGUUACUAUAGCACUAGCAGCACCAAAAUCAAUAAAAAUUUACACAAUAGCAAUUUGUUGGAUAGUGAAACAAAAAAGUAUUAUAAUAAAAAAUCUUCUACAACAACUACAUUUUCUACUACUACUCAUUCUUCUCCUCCUACUUCUCCUCUUCAACAAUUUCAACAAUUCCAACAACAACAACAACAAUUAUUUUCAACUAGCGCAUCAAACGCAGCCGCAACAGAAUCAACAUCAACAACACCAACAGAAACAACUACCGCAACAACAAGAACAUCAAGAUUACCAUAUAGUAAAACAUCAUUAAUGGCAACACCGCCAUUUCCUGUGACAGCUAAGAAGACCGCCAUUACAAUGGGCAACAACAACAAUUCCAAUUCGAAUCGAAGCAAUGUCAAUAAUUUUUUCGCUGGUGAAAUUGUUGAAGGAACAUACGAUGCUAUGGCCGAUGAUGAUACUAUUUCCGGUGGAAUUGGAACGGGAAAACUCGUUGCAGUGGGUUAUCUGCCAACUUCAGCAUCAUUGUCAUCAUUGCCAGAAUCGAUUAGAAUAGCAAAAAUCAAAAUUAAUCGAGAACGUCGAAAUCGAUUGAGAAGAAAACUGCACAUAGGAUCUUAAAUUAUUAUAUGUUAAUUUUGUUUGUUUCUUUUUUAAAUUAUAUUGUAACAAAUGCGCAUACUUACAUACAAAACAAACAAUUAAAAUGAAAAAGUAAAAAAAUAUAGGUGAAUAAAAAAAUUAAUAAAAAAAUAGCAAAUAUUUGUGAGGGAGAAAAAUACGAAAUGUAAAAAAUACAUAAGUUUUUAUUCAUUGCAAUGUGAUUGGGAUAUGAUGGUAUAGUAUAGCGAUGGAUGACAGGCAGGUUUGACAUUUAAUUUUUAAUUUUUUAAGUAAUGAAUCUCAAUUUAUGUUUUUGUUCACGGUUUUACAUUUUGUUUUGUUCUUUAUUUUGCAAAAAUUUGUUUCCUUUUCUGAAGUUUUUGUUUUUAAAUCAAUAACUCGAGAUCUUAGUGUCAAAAUUAUGAAGUUUGACUUUGUCAAUAUGAAAGUUCUUCAUCGGGAUUAAAAUUAUCUGUUAACAUUACAUUUUUAUAAAACAAAAAAAUUAAUGUCUUAUUCUAAUAAAAAUAACUCGCAAAACUGACGGAUGAAUAUCCAAAUGUCAAAAAUUACAAAGCGGAAACAGUUUCCUUCAAAAGUAAUAGAACGGUCGUCGCGAUUUGUUGUUAUUUAUUUUGCAAAAAUUUGUUUUCUCGAGAUUCAAUUGUGAAAAUGAUGACUUUACACUUUUUUCGACAUCAAAAUUCUUCAUCGGAAUUAAAAUUAUCUGCUAGCAUUACAUUUUUAUAAAACAAAAAAAAUAAAAGUCUCAUUCUAAUAAAAAACAAACUGACAGAUGAAUAUCCAAAUGUCAAAAAUUACAAGGCGGAAACAGUUUCCUUCAAAAAUAAUAGAAUGGUCGUCGAGAUUUGUUGUUAUUUAUUUUGCAAACAUUUGUUUUCUCGAGAUCCAAUUGUCAAAAUGAUGACUUUACACUUUUUUCGACAUCAAAAUUCUCCAUCGGAAUUAAAAUUAUCUUUUAACAUUACAUUUUUAAAAAACAAAAAAAUAAGAGUCUCAUUCUAAUAAAAUAACUUAAAAAAACUAAAAAAAAGAUGAAUAUCCAAAUGUCAAAAAUUAGAGGUCGUCGAGAUAUAUUUUCUAAAACAUCGAAUUUAUAGCAAAACCUUGACGUUCCAUUACGGCAAUAAAGAACUAGAAUAAUUAAAAAUUUCGAAUUUUAAGCUAGAAUCAGAGCUACAUUAAUGUGUGUGCGUUCAUCCAAUCCAUAAACAACCAACUCUGAUCAGUCAAAAUGUCAGAUAUCCCUUUGUUGCAUUUGACAUUUAAUUAUCAUAUUCAGCAGAUUAUUCUGUAGUUUGAACGCCUGCAUCUUUUAAGACUAUAAGUAAAAUGACAGUAUCAGCUAAAUUUAUUGUCCCGCUAAAAGCUUUUUCUUUAGCUUUUGGUAUAGUUCUGAUUGGAAAUAAAAGGUUUUGCAAAAGCUGUCAGAUUUCAAGGGUAUACAUAAUAAUGGGCUGGUUAAAGCAACAUGAAAGCAAAUGCGUUCUUUGAACGUAAAUUAAUGUAAAUUCAAGUGUCAAAAUGUUUAAACGCGGAACUUGCAAAACUGAUAAAAACACAACUGUCUAAAAAAACAUACCUCAGGCAAACUAAUAUUGUAUCUCGACCUGUAUUUUGUACUUUUAAAAAAUGAUUAUUCCUUUGCCAAUUUGACAAGGAACCCUUUUGCAUAAAACAUUGAAUCAAAUUUCGCAUAUAAUAAAUAAAUCACAGAGUUAUAUAGUUCAGAUGUCAUUUUGACAUAAGUGGAAUUGAUUUGAAAGGAACAUUUUUCUUGACUAACUUUCCAGUCAACUUUCCACUAAAGUUGCCUUAGUUGGAAAGCAAUUUUUUGGCAGCUGGCCAAUCAGACCUACUAGAAACUUGCCUUACUUUUAAAUCCUUUGUGUCGUCUGAACCUCCCCAAUUAUUGUUGACGUUUAUUUCGUGGAAUUGACAUUUUCCGCCAUUUGUAAAAAUUAUAGAAUAAAAAUUUUAAACGGGAUUUAAAUAUUUUAAGUGACUUUAAAAUUUUAUUCAUAUUGCUAAAGAAGUGUUGUAAAAAUCCUGGAAAUAUCUAAAGUUAGAAACUGAUGAAAAUGCUUGUCAAUUUUAGCCUUGUUUUUGUCGUUUUCGUUUAUUUCUGUUUUAUUAUAUAAAUAUCUGCCCGAAUCUAUCUUUCCGUUAUUUAAAACAUUUAAUGAUAAAAAAAUAUAAAAUAAAUAUACUACAAAACUAUCUAUAUUUUAAAAUAUUGCUCCCCCGCCUGCAGCCUAAAUAGACAAAAGCCAUUAAUGACAAUAACAAAGACGUGUUAUGUAGUGUACUAGAAAUUAACAAAAAUUAAAUGAAUAAAACAAAAUAAUUCCAAAUUGUUUAAAAAUAAAAAAACAUGAUUAGAAAAAAAGAGAAAAUACUUAGAUACUUUAUUUCAAACAACUGUAACAUAUAAGCCAUUAAUUCAAAAUAAUUUUUAAAAUUAAAAAAUAAAAAAUUUAAACAAAACUACCAAAAAUAAAUUUUAAAAAAAUCCAUUACUAUGUAGGUAUGUGUAUUCUAAUUGAAAAUAUAUUUAACAAAACAGAAAUAUUUUUACCUGUCAGUAUAUUGCAAAAAAGAAAAACAAUUUAUAUUUAACGAAUUUCGAAAAAUAGCUGAUUUAAAAAAAAAAUUAAAUAAUUAAAAACAAAAAACAGUCAAAUUGAAACUAAUAAUCGUUUGUAAUGUUUAACAAAAAAAAAGCUAUUAGCGAUAAAAAGAGAAUAAAACCAAAAUAUAAUACAUUGCGUCAAAAGAGUGUAAAAGAAAAAUUAAGAAUAAAACCUUAUAACGUUCUACAUACAGAAUUCAUAUAAUAAUUAUUAUUUUAGAAAAUCCAACGAACAUUUUGGGAUUCAAUAAAUUAAUCAAAAACAAAAUAAAAAACAAAAACAAAAAAACAACACGCGUUCAAAAAGAAAAACCAAAUACAAAAAUUUAAUAAGAAUUUUCUAUUCAACUGUUUCUCGAAUAUUUAUUAAAACUAAAUAAACAAAGGUAUUUAUAUAUAGAAAAAAAAAUAAAUUUAAAAAACAA